AUUCGCAGAAAGAGAGUUGUGUGUUGCCAAUUCCGCGUUGUUUCAGGAAUACUUCUAACUGUUCCGCGAAACUAAACUGUUGUUUUUAAAAGUCCGCAAAUUAAAGCGAUCUCCCCGAAAACUAUAUCUACUGAGGUUAUAAACAGCGGUAAGCCAAAACAAAACGAAACCACUGCUUAUAGGCUAAUAUUGGCGAUUAGCGAUUGGCUUGUUUUGUUUCGCACAUCUGGCAACCCACCAGCUAAAGCUAAGGGUUGUUUUUAACGUUCGUGAAAGAAGGAAUGGCGUAGAAUAUUUUUUUGUCUGAUGUGAGAGAAAAUGUCGAUUUACAGAGUUUAUAAACAUUAACCAGCUCGAGAACUGAAAUCCGAAUGUAAUGAAACGCAGUAUGUGACCCGGUUUAUGGAUUAUUACAGUGUAAUAUGUUAGUAAUAUGUUUUUCACAGGCUCUUAGUAAGCGUGCACUUCUGUAUCAUUGUGAAGUAUCUUCAUCCACCAAUGAAGGUUUGCAAUAUUCCCAUCAUCCUAUCAGAAGAGGAACUCUACCUCUGUAACAUACUAUAGUGAAGAAUGAGUUAAUUAAAGAGGAGAUUGAUGACAUGAGUGAUCCAGAAACAUCCAGAAUGUUUUAUGAAGAUACUGAGGAACAAACAGAACAGAUGGAGGUGAAAGAGCAAAAACAAGAACUAAAUAAAGAAGAGGAGCAUCGUAACUUCAAAACUCAAAGAAGAAAAUUAAAAAAGCAGCACACCUGCUCACAGUGCGGAAAGACUUUCACACUUAAAUCAGGUCUCAGUAAUCAUAUGUGGCACCACUCUGGAGAAAAGCUAUUUAACUGUGAUACGUGUGGUAAAAAAUAUGCCUCGAUAUCAAACCUAAAAGUUCACUUGAAACUUCAUUCAGAUGAGAAACCUUAUGUGUGUUCUGUCUGUGGAAAGGCUUUCUUUCAGCUUAACUGUUGUAAUCGGCAUCAGAAAACACACGAUGAAGUGAGAGAUCACAUGUGUUGUGAGUGUGGGAAGAGCUUUACUACAGUUGGACAGCUGAAGCAGCAUCGGCGAAUUCACACUGGAGAAAAACCUUACAAGUGCUCAUAUUGUGACAAGAGCUUCUCUCAACCUGGAAAUCUGAAAUCACACGAGCGAGUUCAUACCGGAGAGAAGCCGUAUCGAUGCACUCAGUGUGGAGAGAGUUUCAAAUAUUCAACAGUUCUCAAUGAACAUCUUCACAUUCACUCUGGAGAAAAGGCAUUUAACUGUGAUCAGUGUGGUAAAGAGUUUUAUUCACCAUCACAACUGAAAAGACACCAGAGAAUCCAUACGAACGGGAAGCCUUAUGUGUGUUCUUAUUGUGGGAAGAGUUUUUCAGUGUUGCUCAGUUUAAAUGAUCACCAGAAAUUACACACCGGUGAGAAAGAUCAUGUGUGUAGUGAGUGUGGAAAGAGAUUUACUACAUCUAGCCAACUAAAAUGCCACCAAAGAGUUCACACUGGAGAAAAACCGUACAAGUGUUCAUACUGUGAGAAGAGUUUCUCUCAGUUGCCACAUCAGAAAACACAUGAACGGAUUCACACCGGAGAGAAGCCGUACAUUUGUACUCAGUGUGGAGACAGGUUUAAACAUUCAAACUCUUUAGUGCUUCAUAUGAAAAAGCAUUUUCCAUCGAGUCCCAUCCAUUCCUCCAGUUAGUUAGUUUUCAGGUGCAUUUAGAUCGUACAUUUAGAUCGCCAUCAAUAAUUGCAGAGUUUAUGUUGAAUGGUAGAAUGGUGCAAAACAACAAAGAAAAUCUAAACAUUGUAACUGACAAAGAAACAAGUGGCACUGAAGAUUAAAACUAUAUUAAUUGAAAGUCGUGACAUUUGCCAAGUAGUUAACCCAUGCUCGGAAUUGGUGCUCUGUAUUUAACCCAUCCAAGUGCACACACACAGCAGUGAGAAGUAAACACACCGUGUACACACACCCGGAGCAGUGGAGCAACUGGGGUGAAUUGCCUUGCUCAAGGGCACUUCAGCCACGGGUAUUGAAGGUGGAAGAGAGCGCUGUUCAUUCACUCCCUCCCACCAGCACCGAGACUCAAACCGGCGAUGUUCUGGUAACUAAUCUGUCUCUCUAACCAUUAAGCCACAGCUGCCCCCUUUACUUAUGGAGGAUAAGUAAAAUGAGUAAUUGGCCAACAUAUAAGCCUUUUUUUCCUAUAUAAGCAUAAUUAAAUGUUAAAUAAUGCUAGAUUCAGCUUAAGUAAAUUUGUUAGCUUCAAUAAACAAGUUUUUUUUAAAAUCUGAACUGCUGAAACUGUAUAACGAACACUCCAUGUGUUCUUGUGAAUCUCUUGUAUUUCUCAAUUGUAAGUGCCUUCGGAUAAAAGUGUCUGCUAAAUAAAUAAAUGUAAAUUUAAAGUACCACAAGAA
Molecule: messenger RNA, 2407 nt
Organism: Carassius gibelio (silver crucian carp)
Lineage: Eukaryota; Metazoa; Chordata; Actinopteri; Cypriniformes; Cyprinidae
Product: zinc finger protein 501-like
Exons: 3
Coding region: 600-1688 (362 amino acids)
Biological process (GO): regulation of transcription by RNA polymerase II
Cellular component (GO): nucleus
Molecular function (GO): RNA polymerase II cis-regulatory region sequence-specific DNA binding; DNA-binding transcription activator activity, RNA polymerase II-specific
Source: RefSeq, a predicted model, not a curated record